Messenger RNA from Pleurotus ostreatus (oyster mushroom), 675 nucleotides. RefSeq lists its product as uncharacterized. Gene Ontology annotation, biological process: C-terminal protein methylation. Gene Ontology annotation, cellular component: membrane. The transcript is spliced from 2 exons. NCBI's taxonomy places the organism in Eukaryota, Fungi, Basidiomycota, Agaricomycetes, Agaricales, Pleurotaceae. Gene Ontology annotation, molecular function: protein C-terminal S-isoprenylcysteine carboxyl O-methyltransferase activity. The record is from RefSeq and is a predicted model, not a curated record. Bases 1 to 675 code for a protein of 224 amino acids.
AUGAACAGACUCACCUCAGGCAUAUUCGAAAUCUUCCUCGUUCUCCUCACAGCAGCCUCAUUCAACCUGGUGAUGACUCCACCCCAUGCCGCCGUCCCAAAGGAUCAGCUUGCGAAGCAGACCCUGACAGAUAAGACUGCUAGACAGCAAGCACUCUUGCAGAGGGUAAUCUUCGUUGGUGGUGUCUCGUUGUUGCAUGUCGCAACAUUGGUGGCCUCUUUCGGAAGCACCGAAGGGCAUGCCACCCACACCAUCCCAAACAUGUUCAUCGUUGCCACCGCCAUCUGCCUGGCAUGCGCAUCCCUUCGAUUCUGGGCGUUCGCAACGCUGGGACAAUUCUUUGAUUUCCAACUUACAAUCCAAGCAGACCACAAGCUCAUCACGGAAGGACCUUACUCGUAUGUCCGACAUCCCAGCUACACUGGGCUGUUCUUGAUGUAUAUUGGGAUCGUGAUGGAGUUGUUCUCUCCGGGGCAUUGGCUAAGGGAUUGCGGACUUCAGAGUGAAAUAGGGCGAGGGGUGUGUUGCUUAUGGGGUUUACAAGCCACUGUCCUGCUUUCUGGGCUCUGGAAACGGUUGGACAUGGAGGACGAAAUACUCAGGCGUAGGUUUGGGAAGGAUUGGUACGAAUGGGCUCGCCGGGUACCAUCCCGUUUAAUACCAGGAAUCUACUAG